Messenger RNA from Meloidogyne enterolobii, 1293 nucleotides. The record is from the annotation of a GenBank genome assembly. NCBI's taxonomy places the organism in Eukaryota, Metazoa, Nematoda, Chromadorea, Rhabditida, Meloidogynidae.
AUGUUUUUGGAUGGACGUUUAACAGUCGAAGCCCAAAAGCGUUGGCAAGCAAUAGAAGGUAGAGAAAGGGCUAUACCAAUAGAAAGUCAAUCAACUGCUGCCCGUCGUUUUGGAGCAAAUUCGCGUUCAAGUUCUUAUUCUCCCCGUGAUCAAUUUUAUGAUUCUGGUAGAGGUACUCAAGCUUCUGAUUAUUAUAGAGGCGAUAGUAGAGCUGGAGGUGGAGAUUAUUUAUUAUCUCCUAGUAGAAAUGGGGGUUAUAAAAGUGAAUAUGAACAGAGACAAACGGAUGCUAAUGGAAUGAGACACGAAGCGCGUAGAGAAGAAUUUCGUGAAGAGUUCCGACGAACAGGCUCAGCUGCAAAUGCGCUUUCACCUCCAACAUCAAUUUACCGUCCACCAUCUCGUUUAAGCGCUGUUGACAGCGUUGGAGGUGGAGGAGGGGCAGGAAGUCAUCGUUCUGAGUCUCAUUUUCGACGUACAGCUUCUGCAUCUCGUAAUGAAUAUCGUGGGGGAUAUAAUGGAGCUGAUCAUUUAUUGCGCCCAGCAGAAGAAUUGGGUGGACGUUCUUCUGUUUUUGGCCGUAGUGUGCCUAUUCAACGUGCAUAAAUAAGAGAGGAAAAAAGAGAGAAAGAAAAAUAAACUUGAAAAUGUUAAAAGAAAAUACAUACACAAGUCUUCACUUAUAUAAAAUAAACUUUCCGGAUUAAACACUAAAAAACACGAGUUAUACAAAAGAAUAAAAAUCAGAAUUUUUAGAAGUUUUCCGGAAAAUACAAAAAUCGGAAUUUAUUUUUAAACAUUUUCCGGAAAACACAAAAAUCAGAAUUUUAAAAUAUUUUCCGGAAAACACAAAAAUCAGAAUUAUUUUUAAACCUUUCCGGAAACAAUAUUUUUAUAUUUUUUCCGGAAAACACAAAUCAGAAUUUUAUUCAAGUUUCCGGAAAACACAAAAAUUAGAAUUUUAUUAAAACAUUCCGGAAAACAAGUUCUUUUUAUUCUUUUGUAUAACUCUAGUAAAACACAAAUAAAAUACAUUCUGAUUUUAUUUUAAAACACAAGUUAUAUCUUCUUUAGUUAUCUUUUUAAAGUUGUAAUAAAAAUACAACCCAUCUAAUAAUAUUUAAAAAAAUUUUUUUAAAUAAUUUUAUUUUAAAUGUAGGAAAAAAGGUACACAGAAAAGGAAAAAAAAUAAUUUUUGAGACUGGCAGAAAAAAAUGGGCGUUUUUUCUUUACUAAAAAUUCAGAAAAGGGCAAAAAUGGAUAUGGAUGGAUAAAUAUAAGGGGAAGUAAUUU